AGUAUUAUCAGAGUCUGUAUCUGCUCCUCUAUGGCUCUGUAACUCCUCAUGUUUGGUUCAGAUGAAGCUCAGGCAGCAGUGCGAGUGUCUCCACAGCCGUGGCUCACUGAAGGACACUCGGUGACUCUGAUCUGUGAGGUUCCAGGCUCCUCUACAGGCUGGACGUUCAGCUGGUUCAGAGAUGCUGAUCAUCUGUCAGACAGCAGCAGAGGAGCUGGAGGCUCUUACACUCUCAGUCCUGCUGCUCUACAGCACACAGGAGUUUAUACGUGCAGAGCAGAGAGAGGAGAACCAGCCUAUUCCUCACAGAACAGCAGCGCACAGCCACUGUGGGUCACUGGUGUUUCUGCUUCAGUGCGUCUGGUGCUCAGGCCCAGCAGAAGUCAACACUUCUCCUCUGACUCUCUCUCUCUGAGCUGUGACUCUGCUGGAUGGACAGUGAGAAGAUACACACACACAAACACACAAGAUUGUUCAGCACAAACAGGAUCUAAAUGUGGAAUCCAGUCUCUCAGCACAUCUGACACUGGAGUUUACUGGUGUGAGUCUGAAUCUGGAGAGAAACGCCAUCCUCUGAACAUCACUGUACAUGAUGGUGCUGUGAUUCUGGAGAGUUCUGCUGAUCCUGUGAUUGAGGGAGAAACUCUGACUCUACACUGUUUACAUCGAUCUACAAUCUCCUCCAUCCUUACAGCUGAUUUCUAUAAAGACGGAUCACUGAUCCAGAAUCAGACAGGAGAGAUGAGCAUCCCUACUGUCUCAAAGUCUGAUGAGGGUUUCUACUACUGUAAAACAGAGAGCAGAGAGUCACCACACAGCUGGAUCUCAGUCAGAGAUUUAGCAGCUCAGAUUUCUGCCUGUAAGAUUGUCAGUUUUCUUCUGACUGUUUGUCCGUAUCUGUCAGCGACAGUCGUGCUGCUCUUCAAGAUCUACAAAGCAAGAGCUCAAUCUGCUGAAGAGCAAAGUCAGAUUGCUGUAGCAGAGGAAUAA
Danio rerio (zebrafish) is the source of this 990-nucleotide messenger RNA. Lineage: Eukaryota; Metazoa; Chordata; Actinopteri; Cypriniformes; Danionidae. The record is from RefSeq and is a predicted model, not a curated record.